This is a messenger RNA of Paramuricea clavata, 641 nucleotides long. The record is from the annotation of a GenBank genome assembly. Lineage: Eukaryota; Metazoa; Cnidaria; Anthozoa; Malacalcyonacea; Plexauridae.
GUUUAUCCAAUCCUUCAUCAAACCUUAACACUGGGGCAAUUAUUGGAGCCUUGGUGGCAGCACUGAUUGUUUUGAUAACGGUAGUCUUGAUCGUCGCUUGUUUUCUAUAUCGACGAAUAGCUAGAAAAGAAAACACGCAAGACAUCGGUAACAUUCAAAAUGCUGCUUAUGAAGGUGAUACACAACCGGCAGACAGAAGACUGCCAGAGAUACCUUAUUCUGAUACUGAUUAUGUAGUACCAGCGGAAACUGCACAACCAGACAGUUCCAUGAGAGUCCCCGUUGAUGCAAAUGAUCAAAGUUUGGAUAUUGAAGGUUAUGCGCAACUGGAUAAUUGCAAAAGAGUUCCCAUUGAUGCAAAUUAUCAAAGUUUGGAUACAGAAGGUUACGCGCAAUUGGACAGUUCCAAGAGAGUUCCCACUGAUGCAAAUUAUCAAAGCUUAAAUACAGAAGGUUAUGCGCAACUGGAUAGUUCAAUGAGAGUUCCCAUUGAUGCAAAUUAUCAAAGUUUGCAAACCACAGAUCAGAUGCAAAUUGACAGAGAUCUCAAUGAAAAUGUUCACCAGUAUGCUUCAUCAAACAUGGAUAACAAUCCAAGAAACGAAGUUCCUGAAGAAUCUGUGUACGAAGAAUUACCUUAG